AUGUGGGUCCUUAGGCGAGACAGCAUCCAGAAACAGAAAGCAAUAUUGGGUUACAAGGCUCUUUACUGGAAAGAACGAAGCGAGGUGCUAAGUAAGGUAGGUCUCGCCAGAUCCAAUUGA
This is a messenger RNA of Pyricularia grisea, 120 nucleotides long. RefSeq lists its product as uncharacterized. Lineage: Eukaryota; Fungi; Ascomycota; Sordariomycetes; Magnaporthales; Pyriculariaceae. The record is from RefSeq and is a predicted model, not a curated record. The coding region runs from base 1 to 120 and encodes 39 amino acids. The transcript has a single exon.